AUGCAGUUAAUCCGUUACCUCAAUAUCCACGCCAAAAUUGCUCGUUUCUUUUAUGGAGAAUUCUCAACAACUCCAUCACCUAGUCCAUCAAGUAUAAAUAUACAAAAUUCUUCCCAAGAUUUAACAAUAAAAACUUCAACAACAUUUUUACCCAAACAAACAACAAAUCCUGAAUGUAAAACCCCAAUAACUCCAAAUUCUAAAUAUUCACUAGAAUUACCCUUUUCUUCGAGUACUUCAACAAAAUUGGGGGAGGGAAGUUCAAGUAGUUUAUGUUCUGUUGAUUCGCCUUCCUAUACUUCUACUAUUGUUAAAACAGCAAGUUCGAGUAGAAAUAGAUUGGCUCCUUUGGCUGAACCAGAUGAAGUUGGUGAUUUAUUAUUAACUUAUGUGCCAAUAUCUUCAUCGGAAAAUGCAAUAAAUAAUUGCCAAUCAACACAAAAUAUAUCAUCAAAAACCCCAAUUAUUGAGGGAUUAAUUUUGCGAGAAUUAUUCCAAUCAGAAUAUAAAAGACAAAUUUUUAGAGCUUCGUUUAGACGAAAACGUUGGGCAAAAUGUUGGGGGUUAAUUAAAGGAGGGAUAUUUCAAAUUUAUUCAAAUCAAAUGUCAACUGAAGCAGAACUUUUAAUUGAUUUAUCUUUGAGUACAAUUACAACUAAACCUGAAAUUCAAACUUCUAAAAAACAGUUAAAUAAAUACUUUAGUAUUUUCCGGAAAACAUUUAAAAUUAAUUUCGAAAUAACAAUAAAUCAAUGUUGGAUUGGAUAUGGGGGGGGGGGGAAGCUGGAUUUGAAUAUAUAG
Meloidogyne enterolobii is the source of this 801-nucleotide messenger RNA. NCBI's taxonomy places the organism in Eukaryota, Metazoa, Nematoda, Chromadorea, Rhabditida, Meloidogynidae. The record is from the annotation of a GenBank genome assembly.